UUGACGAACACACCGUUGCAGUGGAGCUAAUCCCCAUGGCUGGAAGUAGUUUCGCCUUUGCUUUUCAGCCAAUCAACUAACGGCCUCAUCGAUAUGUUAUCGCCAAGCUCUUACACUCAACGCCUCAUCCCUAUCCUCUUUGAGUGCCCUACACUUUAAACACACAAAACCCUACUCUGUGACUCCCAUUUGUAUAGAAAGAAGAAGCCACUCCAAACUUUGCUGCGUAACUGUACCCAAUACACAACCUUCCGAGAGAAAGAAGGAAAAAUAUCCAACGCCAUCAUGUCUUAUCAAACACCACCAGUCUAUUCCCCCAUAUCUUUUUCUUCCUCUUCAUCUCCUUCAUCAUCAGACACAAGCGCAGGAGCGAGCGCGCCUCGAACCAAGCGCGCGCGCGUAUCCGCAGAACACACACUAAACCGCGUGCGAGAAAACCAACGACGGCACCGUGCCCGCCAACGCGACCACGUCACUUCACUGGAACUCAAGCUGGCCGAGACGGAGAGACUAUUAGUAGAAGCAAGAGCAGAAAUCGCCUUACUCAGACAACAAGCCGCAGAAAGAGACGAAUACAACGGUAGAAACAUGAAAAGCGGAAUACUAGAAAAAGAUAUCAUAUCCAUCACACCACCGACAUAUACAUCGAUUCAAAACCAGACCGCACUAUUUCUCAUCCCAGCACAAAACGACAACAACAACAGCAGCAACAGCAAUCCAACCUCUCAGAACGACGACGUCUACCCGGAUAUAUCCCAACUCCCAGACCUAUCCUUCUUCGCCGACACUACAACCACAGCCACGACCAUCACAACAGACUCAACCUACUUCCUCUCCCCCCUCACCCUCCCCACCGACCUAUCUCUCGCCCUCGCCCUGCCCAGCCCCAGCCCCAGCCCCAGCACCCCUCCAUCCCUCGACCUCCAAGAUGCCGCAAACGGUCCCCCACCCUGCUGCUCCGACCCCCCACCUUCCUCACCCUCCGACCCCGAAUGCACAACCUGCAAGACGCGGCCCCCGCCCUCGCCCACCGAAAGCACCACGCUCUGCGCACAGGCGUACGUGCUGAUUCGGCAGCAAAACUUUCGUAAUCUGGACCCCCAUACGAUUCGGCUGUGGUUGGCGCAGGGUUUACGUAGGGCACAGAGGGAAGGCGAGGGUUGUAGGGUUGAGAAUGGGGCCUUAUUGCGGUUGUUGGAUUUUAUUAGUGGGGUUUAGUCCGAUUAAGAUAUGAUCAAAAGGAAAAGAACAAUUUACUUCUUCGGUUCUUCAUCGUUUUUAUCAACCUUGAGUAUGAAAGGUGGAUUUACCGGAGCAUAUGCAUGCACGAUACACAUCUAAGCAUGGGAGAAGAAAGAAAGAAAAAAAAAGUGUCGUGGCUGUUCAAUUUUUCAUUACCUUAAUCGCUAUGCAGACAAAGAAGAAGAAGAGAAAGAAAGAAAAGGACAAGAUCCAUAUAAAUAUA
Molecule: messenger RNA, 1465 nt
Organism: Bipolaris sorokiniana ND90Pr
Lineage: Eukaryota; Fungi; Ascomycota; Dothideomycetes; Pleosporales; Pleosporaceae
Exons: 1
Coding region: 286-1218 (310 amino acids)
Source: RefSeq, a predicted model, not a curated record